AUGGCUUCUAUGACUGCUUCGAGGGUUCACACCGCCACAACUCCAGUACACUCCACUGUCUGGCAGAACAAGCUCAUAAAUGAAUGCAGAAGCCGUGGCCUCCGUGCUCCCAACUUCCAAGAAUGUUCUGACAGACGUGGUGGCCGUACUGCUUGGUCCAGUGUGGUCGAGGUCAACGGAUGCAAGCACCAGGCUCGCUACUGGUACGACGGAGACUGGGUCAACAACGCUCGCGAGGACGCUGCAGAAGUCGCUCUUCAGCGCAUGGGUGUGGUUCCUGUACCUCGCGGCCCUCAUGCCCGUCUCCUUGGCUCCAUCAGCGUGUAA
Aureobasidium melanogenum CBS 110374 is the source of this 327-nucleotide messenger RNA. RefSeq lists its product as uncharacterized. Bases 1 to 327 code for a protein of 108 amino acids. The record is from RefSeq and is a predicted model, not a curated record. NCBI's taxonomy places the organism in Eukaryota, Fungi, Ascomycota, Dothideomycetes, Dothideales, Saccotheciaceae. The transcript has 3 exons.